This is a messenger RNA of Homo sapiens (human), 5366 nucleotides long. RefSeq names its product POU class 2 homeobox 3 (gene POU2F3). The transcript has 13 exons. Gene Ontology annotation, biological process: regulation of transcription by RNA polymerase II; epidermis development; cell differentiation. The record is from RefSeq and is a predicted model, not a curated record. Lineage: Eukaryota; Metazoa; Chordata; Mammalia; Primates; Hominidae. Gene Ontology annotation, cellular component: nucleus; transcription regulator complex. Gene Ontology annotation, molecular function: DNA-binding transcription factor activity; DNA-binding transcription factor activity, RNA polymerase II-specific; DNA binding. Bases 2539 to 3813 code for a protein of 424 amino acids.
GUGGUUCACUCACUCAGCCAGGGGUGUGGACCUGGGAGUGCAUAAGUGAGGGAAAUGUGUAUGUCCACAUGCUGUGUGCUGGUGUCCGGGCAUAUGUGUGAAAUGGAGGCAAAGCGGACAUUUAGGUGGUUGGGGGGCUUAGGAGAAGUGGCUGAGGUGGGGCAAUUACAGAGGUGCCCCUGGGGCAGGGGCCAUGCCCCCAUGUGUUUGAGAAGGGAUGGUGACAGACACAUCCUCUGGGUUCCAUGUCCCAUGCCUUCCUUCCCUAAGGGGUGGAAACCUAGGAGAUGCAAAUGCUUUGCCGGGAGUCAGGCUUCCCUGAAUGAAUGAAUGAGAGGUGGGCAUGGAGGGAACCCAGCCCCUCCAUUCACCUUGCUGUUCCUCCUUCCACAGCUGGGCUAAGGCAGGAGCUGCCAGGCAGCCAGGUUGGGCUUGGCUUGGGGCUUCCUGUUAGGGUGGGCCUUCUGGAGGUCACAGGGCCUGAGCAAAGAACAAGUGAAGAAAGCGGUACCUGACCUGGCCAUUUCUAACCUAGCAACUUACUCUCAAAGUGGGCAGGACCCAGUGAUCUUUCUUUAGGAUUUCGGGGCUGUUGAUGGGAAUGUUGUUACCUGGUCUCCUUUCUGGGAGAGUAGGGAGGAGGCAAUGCUCCAGACCCACCCCAAGAAGCAGAGCAGGCCUGAGGCCUACCCAGCCUGAAAACAAGCGUCAGUGAGUGCCCGGAGGGAGGGGACCUGGAGUGCCCAGUUCCCCAGAUGCUGUUUCCUGGCAGGGCUGAGUGAGAGGCAGACUGGCAGUGAGAUGUUGGCACUGAGUGGCUCUCCAGGACGUGCCAGAAAGGCUAGGUGAGGCGGAAGAAGCCAUCCAACUGGGUGUCAUCCAGAGUCUGAGGAAAGUCUGUUUCUAGACUGGGCAUACCUGGGGCAGAUCCCCGGGUAGGUGCUCUCCCCUUCACUGCCCGCAGAGAAGGCCAGGGUUUGAAUGGGAGCAAGUCUCUUCAGAAAGGUGGGCUUAGCAGUGGAUGGGAAGUUUUUUAGCACCAAGAUCACAGACUUCCUGGGGGUUUUCCACCUCCUUGUCUACUGGAGGCUCCCAUUCUGUGGAAGUGGGAGGGGGUGGGACAGUUGGGACCCAGCAGGGAGGCAGCCUGGGGCCUCAGAGGAUAUAGCAGAGAGCAGAGAACACCAGAGGAUGAGGUUGAGGCAUAGGGCUUGGCCUCUAUGCCUUCCCCAGGAGUGAGCUCCUGGCUGAUGCUUCUCAGAAGCCCAGACACCUUCUCCACCCUGUCCCUGUGAGCAGGUAUUCCCGACACAUGGGGGGAGACUGAGCUAAACCCCAGGUGGGGUGAUUCCUCAGGGCGGGAUCUCCAUGUACCUGGGGGUAGAUUGCCCAAUUCAUCUCUCUCCAUUUGCCUGCUCCCUCCCCAGCCCAUUCCCCCCUCAGGGCUACCUGGCCUCCCUGUGCAGUUUCUGGGUCUUGGCCCCUCUGUAGUGUCUGAGGGUUCCCCUUCAGUGGCACCUCCAGAGGUCUCUGAGUUUAGGACUUUCUGUCCCAUCUCUCUAACUGGGUCUCUAUUAGAGGGCUCUCUUUGCUGGGUCCUCCUGGUGGCCUUUACUGUUCAAGAUCUUCUUUGUAGGGUCUUCCAGUGCGCACCCUGCUGUGGGGUCUGUGAAGGAGGAUCGCUCUUCCCUCUAUGGAAUAUCUCAUUAUGGGUCCCUCUCUAGGGUCCCUUAGUCCAGGAUCCUCUUUUGGAAAUGUGGUCUCUUUUGAGUCCCAUUUUCCCCCGCCAAGGUAAUCCUGUAUCCUACUGAUCUUGAUAAAUAGUACUUCUCCUGUGAAUUCCCAGGGCUGGGUCCUUGGGGUCUCCUCCUUAAUUGACUUACUGGAGGAGUUUGGAUGGGGGAAGGAGGAGGAACAGGAGCACACAAACUAGAGCAUAGGCUUGCUCCCGGGUCGCCCACUCCAAGGGCUCCACUCGCACUGAGGCCAGCUGGAGUUAGCCCCAUUGUCUUGCUCUGAUAACCUGGGUACGAGCCAUGAUUCAGGUCUGCCUGGAGCCUUCGCACCUUGUACUUUAUAGAGCAUCUCUCACCUGGAAGCACAAAGACCUGAGCAGGCAGAGGGUCACCAGACACAGGGGCUCUGCAGCAAGGAGGGGCUCCCUGCUCCCUGACUAAAAACAGGCAGAGAAGUAGACCCGAGACAGCCAGCUAGGGAGGCAGAUAAGAGACAAAGGAAAACAGUGGGAAGCCAGCGGGCGGGGGCACACCUGGUUUGCCCCAGGUGUCUCUUUCUCUGCCCUUCUCCUCACUGUGAGCUUUUCCCCACCAAGGUUGGGAAAGGGGGGCUGAGUCUCACAGACGGGUGCCAAUUGGAGCUCAGGAAUAGCAUUUGGGUUGGAAGGCCUGAUGAUGGGACUGAGAAGAAAUGAGAGAAGUCUCCUCUGGCGGAGAGUUGGAGCCUUGGCUAGCUCAGAAGUGGGGCCGGUGGGUCCUUUGAAGUCUCCCAGUGGAAGUGCCGCCAUCAGCAGAUAUCAAGAUGAGUGGGGAUGUAGCCGAUUCCACGGAUGCUCGCAGCACUCUCAGCCAGGUGGAGCCAGGAAAUGAUCGAAAUGGCCUAGAUUUCAACAGGCAGAUUAAAACCGAAGAUCUCAGUGACUCCCUGCAGCAGACCCUCUCCCAUCGGCCAUGCCACCUGAGUCAAGGACCUGCCAUGAUGUCCGGAAACCAAAUGUCUGGGCUAAAUGCCAGCCCAUGUCAGGACAUGGCUUCCCUCCAUCCGCUCCAGCAGCUUGUGCUGGUUCCCGGCCACUUACAGUCUGUAUCCCAGUUCCUGCUAUCUCAGACCCAGCCUGGGCAGCAAGGUCUGCAGCCAAAUCUCCUCCCCUUUCCACAGCAACAAAGCGGUCUCCUCCUCCCACAGACUGGGCCGGGACUGGCAUCCCAGGCAUUUGGGCACCCUGGGCUGCCAGGAUCCUCUUUAGAACCCCACCUGGAAGCAUCCCAGCAUCUCCCAGUGCCCAAGCAUCUACCCAGCUCUGGAGGGGCCGAUGAGCCCAGUGACCUCGAGGAGCUGGAGAAGUUUGCCAAGACCUUCAAGCAGAGGCGCAUUAAGCUGGGCUUCACACAGGGAGAUGUGGGGCUGGCGAUGGGAAAGCUGUAUGGCAACGACUUCAGCCAGACCACCAUCUCACGAUUUGAGGCCCUCAACCUGAGCUUCAAGAACAUGUGCAAGCUCAAGCCCCUGCUGGAGAAGUGGCUGAAUGAUGCAGAGUCCUCUCCGUCAGACCCCUCAGUGAGCACGCCCAGCUCCUACCCCAGCCUCAGUGAAGUAUUUGGUAGGAAGAGAAAGAAACGGACCAGCAUCGAGACCAACAUCCGCCUGACUCUGGAGAAGAGGUUUCAAGAUAACCCAAAACCCAGCUCGGAGGAGAUCUCCAUGAUUGCAGAGCAGUUGUCCAUGGAGAAGGAGGUGGUGAGGGUCUGGUUCUGCAACCGACGCCAAAAGGAGAAGCGAAUCAACUGCCCUGUGGCCACACCCAUCAAACCACCUGUCUACAACUCCCGGCUGGUAUCUCCCUCAGGGUCUCUGGGCCCCCUCUCUGUCCCUCCUGUCCACAGUACCAUGCCUGGAACAGUAACGUCAUCCUGUUCCCCUGGGAACAACAGCAGGCCUUCAUCUCCUGGCUCAGGACUCCACGCCAGCAGCCCCACUGCAUCUCAAAAUAACUCCAAAGCAGCAGUGAACUCCGCCUCCAGUUUUAACUCUUCAGGAUCUUGGUACCGAUGGAAUCAUUCCACCUACCUCCACUGAGACCAAAAAGUUUCUCCUACUCCAGCUGGCCCUGUAUUCCCCCUGGAAGGAAGGGAAUCAUGCCUUCUAUAUACAGACAGAUUGCCUUCAGAAGAGUGGAAGAAAAUCUCCACUAUCAAUGAACCCAGACUCUUGUCUUCUUCAAGAGCAAGGGCCUCCGGAGAUCCAAACUGUGAUUGAACCAAGUGCAGACUCCUAAUGCUCUUGAAAUACACAGCCCCUCCUAGGAGCUUACCAUUUUCACCUUCCUUGCCUAUGCCCUUGCCUUCUAGUUCCAAAUAUUUUAGCCAGCUUCACUGUGGCAAUAGUCUUUCAGAGAAAAGACUUCUUGCUGUUAUUCUCCAACUCAUCCGUGGGCUUCUGGGGACAGCCAUUUGGCUGGGGUGCCAAACACCAGAAGGGGAGAUAAUAGUUUUGACUCUGAACUUGGCCACAACCCCUGAACUGAUCCCAAAAUCUGUGAAAAGAUUUGAAUCUGAUAUCUCCACCAAAGCCUUGAUGUUUUCUCUGUACAGCUAAGUUUUCUGAUGGAAUCUUCAUCUCACCCCAUUUUCUUUUUAACCUCGCCCCCUUUUCUACAAUCAAAUCCAUUCAUUAUUGCGCCCUCCAGGUCCCCUCCUUUUUGCAGAAGGUGUAAAAGAGCUGCCCUUGGUGGGUGCCCUGGGCAUGUUGCAACGCCUGCUGGUGCCCUUCUGUCUGUCCACGUCUGCCUAGGGCUCAGGAGUGCUUGUUCUUUCCCUUCCUCCCUGUGUUUCUCUUUAUCCUGUCCCCUCUCCUUUCUCCUGGCAGCAGAAAAGGAAGAACACAAGAGCAAACACACAACAAUGAUGGUGGCAAAGUACCUGUAUAUAGCCCUUUCCCAUUUUUUGCAUUAUGUUCUUAACUCCUUAAUGUGGAAUUUUCCAGCAAAAUGUUUAACUCAGGUGUGAUUUUUGAAAAUGUCUCUGUAAUAUUUUAUCUUCUUUAAAAAAAAGGGGGGGAAAUACCAAAGUGUGAAAUACUGUGCUACCUUCCAGAGUUCCCACAUGGGCUGGGAUUUUUUUUUCUUUUUCUUUUUUUUUUUUUUUUUUGAGACAGUCUUGCUCCAGCCCAGGCUGGAGUGCAGUGGCAUGAUCUUGGCUCACUGCAUGCUCUGCCACUUGGGUUCAAGCGAUUCUCCUGCCUCAGCCUCUCAAGUAGCGGGAUUACAGGCGCCCACCACCAAAAAUUAGCCCAGCUAAUUUUUGUAUUUUUAGUAGAGAUGGGGUUUCACCAUGUUGGUCAGGCUGGUCUUGAACUCCUGACCUCCUGAUCCACCCACCUCAGCGUCCCGAAGUGCUGGGAUUACAGGUGUGAGCCACCGCGCCUGGCCUGGGCUGGGAAUCUUUGUUGACUUCUUUGGGAACAUUAUCUCUAGAGUCUGCUUUUUUGUGGGCCAGUUUGUAGAGAUGUAACAUGAAGCCAUUCCAGAAAUGGUAACUUAAAAAAAAAAAGACUACAUGUCUAGGAAACUGUUGAGAUUCAAAGGAAUCUCACUGUUCCUAAAUAAAUGUGUAUAGUGAUUAUGAAAAGUA